AUGUUCCUCGCUCCCAGCUACGCAUUCGCAAGCUCAGGCAUCGGAGAACAAGUUGUCUUUUAAAACGACCCCCAGACCUGACACUUCACUGUACGAUACAGCCCGCCUCUUUUGUAGUCUGAUUAUUCCCUUGUGUUCCUGGUGCACUAACAACAUGACAGGGAAGGUCAUUCAAGCCACACCCAGCCUUAUGGACUCCCAAACUAGCUAUGCGGACAGAAGCUGGACCAUGUCCUUCGUCGAGGCCGCGCAGAGAGAAAGGCGACGAAGGGAAGAACACACGACGGACGUCCAACAGUCAAUCCUCGCAUAUAGAUUGGCGGCUGAGCGCAAGAUUGAGGAUGCCUUUCGAGUCAACUUGUUCGUUCCCUCCAGCGGCCGGCCAACAACGCUACCAGCCCGUCCCAAAACAAAGCCGAAAUGACAGAAAAGAAGGACUAAAACUAUAAACAAAGGCUGUUCCAGGUAAGUGAUGGUGUCACAGAUCCUGCGGAG
This is a messenger RNA of Chaetomium strumarium, 495 nucleotides long. RefSeq lists its product as uncharacterized. The transcript has a single exon. The record is from RefSeq and is a predicted model, not a curated record. Lineage: Eukaryota; Fungi; Ascomycota; Sordariomycetes; Sordariales; Chaetomiaceae. Bases 155 to 424 code for a protein of 89 amino acids.